Jaculus jaculus (lesser Egyptian jerboa) is the source of this 4445-nucleotide messenger RNA. It is a transcript of the gene Gtf2i, whose product is annotated as general transcription factor IIi. Lineage: Eukaryota; Metazoa; Chordata; Mammalia; Rodentia; Dipodidae. The record is from RefSeq and is a predicted model, not a curated record. The coding region runs from base 407 to 3421 and encodes 1004 amino acids. Gene Ontology annotation, cellular component: nucleus. Gene Ontology annotation, biological process: transcription by RNA polymerase II. The transcript is spliced from 35 exons. Gene Ontology annotation, molecular function: DNA-binding transcription factor activity.
GGAGGAGGAGGGUGAGAGAGAAGCUCCGAGAGCAAGAGAAAAAGGGGGCACCCGGCGUCCCCCCCCAUACUUCCCCGCAAGCUGUCUCUCUGGCCGUGGCCGCCCGCUUUGGCCCGGGGUUACCCCGACUUUUGUCUCGCAGGUCUCCCCGCCCCUCAGUGAGCGGAUCGCGGCGCCCAGCGAGGCCCUGCUAGGGGCGGCCAUGCGGCGGUGACAGACGCACGGGCCGCGCUUCGCCCUCUCCGCUCGCCUGCACCCGAGACCGCUGCUGUUUGUUUGUUUUCUCCUUUUUUUUUUUUUGCUUCCACGGGCGGCCUUGCACGCGGCCUUGCACUCGCUUCCCCGUGGGCAAAAAAAAAAAAAAAAAAAAAAAAGCCCACCCGGGACUCGGCUGUACUCGGGGAUCAUGGCCCAAGUAGCAAUGUCUACCCUGCCUGUUGAAGAUGAGGAGUCCUCGGAGAGCAGGAUGGUGGUGACCUUCCUCAUGUCAGCCCUGGAGUCCAUGUGCAAGGAACUGGCCAAGUCCAAGGCUGAAGUCGCCUGCAUAGCCGUGUAUGAAACGGAUGUGUUUGUGGUGGGAACCGAGAGAGGACGUGCUUUUGUCAACACCAGAAAAGAUUUUCAAAAAGACUUCGUUAAAUACUGUGUUGAAGAGGAGGAAAAGGCUGCUGAGAUGCACAAAAUGAAAUCCACGACCCAGGUGAACCGGAUGAGUGUAGACGCUGUGGAAAUUGAAACACUCAGAAAAACCGUGGAAGACUACUUCUGCUUCUGCUAUGGGAAAGCACUGGGCAAAUCCACCGUGGUCCCUGUUCCAUACGAAAAGAUGCUGCGUGACCAGUCGGCCGUGGUGGUGCAGGGGCUCCCUGAGGGCGUGGCCUUCAAACACCCUGAAAAUUAUGACCUUGCGACCUUGAAGUGGAUUUUGGAGAACAAAGCCGGGAUCUCAUUCAUCAUUAAGAGGCCUUUCCUGGAGCCGAAGAAGCACCUGGGUGGCCGCUCGAUGGUAGCAGAUGCAGAAAGGUCUGUCCUGUCUCCAGGUGGAAGCUGCGGCCCCAUCAAAGUGAAAACCGAACCUACAGAGGAUUCUGGCAUUUCCCUGGAAAUGGCCGCUGUGACGGUGAAGGAGGAGUCGGAAGACCCCGAUUACUAUCAAUACAACAUUCAAGCAGGCCCUUCUGAAGGUGAGGAUGUUGAUGAAAAGCUCCCCCUUUCGAAGUCCUUGCCAGGAAGCCAUCAUUCUUCAGAGGGCAACGAAGGAACAGAAAUGGAAGUCCCAGCAGAAGAUUCUGCUCAACAUGUCCCUUCAGAAACAAGUGAGGACCCUGAAGUUGAGGUGACUAUCGAAGAUGAUGACUAUUCUCCACCCACCAAGAGACCAAAGAGCAUUGAGCCUCCCCAGCCGCCAGUCCCAGAGCCUGCCAACGCCGGCAAGCGCAAAGUGAGGGAGUUCAACUUCGAGAAAUGGAAUGCUCGAAUUACUGACCUACGGAAGCAAGUAGAAGAGUUAUUCGAAAGAAAAUAUGCUCAAGCUAUAAAAGCCAAAGGUCCGGUGACGAUCCCAUACCCUCUUUUCCAGUCCCAUGUUGAAGAUCUUUAUGUAGAAGGGCUUCCCGAAGGGAUUCCCUUUAGAAGGCCAUCGACAUAUGGGAUUCCUCGCCUCGAGAGGAUAUUGCUGGCGAAGGAGAGGAUCCGCUUUGUGAUUAAAAAACACGAGCUUCUGAACUCCACCCGGGAAGACUUGCAGCUUGACAAGCCAGCGUCGGGAGUAAAGGAAGAGUGGUAUGCCAGAAUCACCAAGUUAAGAAAGAUGGUUGAUCAGCUGUUUUGCAAAAAAUUUGCUGAGGCCCUGGGCAGCACUGAGGCCAAGGCUGUCCCGUACCAAAAAUUUGAGGCCCAUCCCAAUGACCUCUAUGUGGAAGGCCUGCCAGAGAGCAUUCCCUUCCGAAGCCCCUCAUGGUACGGGAUCCCCAGGCUUGAGAAGAUCAUCCAAGUGGGCAAUCGGAUUAAAUUCAUUAUCAAAAGACCAGAACUUCUGACUCACAGCACAACUGAAGUCACUCAGCCCAGGACAAAUACACCAGUCAAAGAAGACUGGAAUGUUAGGAUCACCAAGCUCCGGAAGCAAGUGGAAGAGAUUUUCAACUUGAAAUUUGCCCAAGCACUAGGCCUCACUGAGGCCGUGAAGGUCCCCUAUCCUGUGUUCGAAUCAAAUCCCGAGUUUCUUUACGUGGAAGGCCUACCUGAAGGGAUUCCCUUCCGAAGCCCCACGUGGUUUGGCAUCCCACGCCUGGAGAGGAUCGUUCGUGGGAGUAACAAGAUCAAGUUUGUUGUAAAGAAACCUGAGCUGGUCGUGUCCUACCUGCCUCCUGGGAUGGCCAGUAAAGUUAACACUAAAGCACUGCAGUCCCCAAAGAGACCACGGAGUCCUGGGAGCAACUCCAAGGUUCCCGAGAUUGAGGUCACGGUGGAAGGCCCCAAUAAUAACAACCCUCAGACCUCCACUGUUCGAACUCCUACGCAGACCAACGGUUCCAAUGUUCCCUUCAAGCCUCGAGGAAGAGAGUUUUCCUUCGAGGCCUGGAACGCCAAGAUCACCGACCUGAAACAGAAGGUUGAAAAUCUUUUCAAUGAGAAAUGCGGCGAGGCCCUGGGCCUGAAACAAGCUGUGAAGGUGCCGUUCGCGCUGUUCGAGUCCUUCCCCGAAGACUUUUAUGUGGAAGGCCUGCCUGAGGGGGUGCCAUUCCGAAGACCGUCCACGUUCGGCAUUCCCCGGCUGGAGAAGAUCCUCCGAAACAAGGCCAAGAUCAAGUUCAUCAUUAAGAAGCCCGAGAUGUUCGAGACAGCCAUCAAGGAGAGCACCUCCUCCUCCUCCUCUUCCUCCUCCAAGAGCCCGCCCCGGAAAAUAAAUUCAUCCCCCAGCGUGAAUACUACUGCGUCAGGUGUGGAAGACCUUAACAUCAUCCAGGUGACCAUUCCAGAUGACGAUAACGAAAGGCUAUCGAAAGUUGAAAAGGCCAGGCAGCUCCGAGAGCAGGUCAACGACCUCUUCAGCCGCAAGUUCGGAGAAGCUAUCGGAAUGGGCUUCCCCGUGAAGGUUCCCUACAGAAAGAUCACCAUCAACCCUGGCUGCGUGGUGGUCGACGGCAUGCCCCCGGGGGUGUCGUUCAAGGCCCCCAGCUACCUGGAGAUCAGCUCCAUGAGAAGGAUCCUGGAUUCUGCGGAGUUUAUCAAGUUCACCGUCAUCAGGCCAUUUCCAGGACUUGUGAUUAAUAACCAGCUGGUCGAUCAGAACGAGUCAGAAGGCCCCGUGAUACAAGAAUCAUCUGAGCCAAGCCAGGUGGAGGGUCCAGCAACAGAAGAAAUUAAAGAGACAGAUGGAAGCUCUCAGAUCAAGCAGGAGCCAGACCCCACGUGGUAGACUCUUCCCUCCCAGCUUAAAGCGCCUGUGGUUGAGAAGAGCUUUUCGGACCCGUUCCUGCCCCAUGCUGUGUAAUAUACUUGUAUAACAGAAAUACCUUCUAUACAAACCUGUUUUUCUACUUUUAGAUAGAAAUGUCUACUUUUUCAGCAGAUCUGUGAGUUGAUUAAAGAGCAGAGUGACUGUAGGUUUGCAGUGGCUGGCUGGCUGGCUUUGGAAUCGAGUAGCGUGCUGGGAAGACGCCCGGGACCUGGCGGGGGGCCUCGUCGGGUGUAAGGAGGUCCGCCGCGCUGUGCGUUUCCCAAUCAAGCGAGCGUCUCUCCCGCCGGAACAUCGCAGCUCCCGCAGCGAAGAGAAUGCCUGUGAUAGUCAGUUCUUUAGUUUUUCUAUUUGAGAAAUCAUUUCGGCGACCCUCCGCUCGCAGCUCUCCUUCGUGCCGAGGGAGGCCAGUGUCUGUAUAUUUGACUAAGCCCCUUCCUGAGCCCUCCAUCACUGUUCCUGUUUCCACCACAAUGAAGAGAAGCGCUGCCUGGCGGUCGGUGUGAGGUCAGUGUCCCCACACGCGACUAGAGAGGACGUCCUCAGAGGCUCUUCCACGGUGACUUUUUGGCAAGCACACUGCCCAGGGCACCCCCGGAGGUCAGAGCUGGGUGACCCCAAAGUCCACCCUCAGCCUGCGGAUGCGCAGGACUCUCGGGGAGCACUGUUCCGGCUCAGGUCGGGCUCAGGCUGUCUGUCAUUCGUCUCUGAUUCUGCCUGUGGCACUGCAGUGACCGCCCGCCCGCGUGUGCCCGCGGGGAGUGCAGCCGGACGCUCCUGUAUGCCAGGGCAAGGGUUGUAAGAUACCAGCUGUCGAAAGCUAGAGUGUGACGGCCUAGCUUCCUUUAGCUUUUUCACGAUAUUCACGAUGGGAAAUUAUAUUACAUGGUAGCAGAAAUAGGCAUUUUUAUGUUCCUUAUAUUUUACCUCAACUUAAAUUGUAGAUAUAGGGAAAUAAAUAAAAAUCAUCCUUGCCUUUCACAUA